Nothoprocta perdicaria is the source of this 1298-nucleotide messenger RNA. RefSeq names its product serine protease 55 (gene PRSS55). Gene Ontology annotation, biological process: proteolysis. Gene Ontology annotation, molecular function: serine-type endopeptidase activity. The record is from RefSeq and is a predicted model, not a curated record. The transcript has 5 exons. Bases 63 to 1001 code for a protein of 312 amino acids. Lineage: Eukaryota; Metazoa; Chordata; Aves; Tinamiformes; Tinamidae.
AUCCGUAGAAGUCUCACUGCUCUGAACAUGGUCAAAGAGGGUUGGAUUAGAAUGGGAUCACAAUGUUGUUCCUUGCCCUCUGUUUUUUAUCUCCUCUGAUCAGCAGCAUCCAUGCAAAGUGUGGCCUCAGAGCACCUUAUCAACCUGCUCCAAAGAAGGGCGAAAGGAUCAUAGGGGGGACAGAUGCCGAGGCUGGUGACUUCCCCUGGCAAGUGAGCAUCCAGAGCAAGGGGAGACAUCUCUGUGGAGGCACCAUCAUCAGCAGCUGGUGGAUUUUAACCGCGGCACAUUGCUUUGGGAAACCACUGCCUCCAGAUCUCACUGUUGUGUUGGGGGGAGUAGACCUCAGCCAAAAGUUGGAAAGCAAAAAGCUGAACAGCUUGAUUCUCCAUGAAAAAUUUGACAGCGAGAGCUUGGAAAAUGAUAUUGCUUUGAUCCUGCUKGACUCUCCCAUCCAACCCAGUUACCAGAAAAUGCCCGUCUGCUUGCCCUUCAUAAGUGAUCUUCAYGUAUGGAAAGAUUGCUGGGUUGCUGGAUGGGGCACCACAGCUGCAGGGAUCAUGGUGGCAACAUCCCGGGUGCUGCAGAAAGUGGAGGUGAAGCUGAUCAGCAAGGAGCAGUGCUCGAAGUGGGUCCCACAGCUAGCGGACAAUAUGCUGUGUGCUGGCCUGGAGGAAGGAGGGAGWGAUGCCUGCCAGGGGGACAGCGGGGGACCUCUGGUCUGCACCCACAGGAACAGCAUGAGGUGGUUCGCCAUCGGCCUCGUCAGCUGGGGAAACGGCUGUGGAGAAAAGCAAAGCCCUGGGAUCUACACGGAUAUCUACAGCUACCUCGACUGGAUCCAGGUGGAGACAUCCAGGGAUGCAAAACCUUUUAUCCCGGAAGGCAUGGAAAAUACUGCGAGUAACGUGCAAGUGCCUUCCAGCGCUAAGUCGCAGCUGGAGUUUCUUGGAUCUCCUCUGCUUUGGUUUGUCUAUUUUAUAGCAAUAAGAUUACUCUAGAGAAGAUUUUUUUCAGAACGUAAUAAAACUCAGGACUAUCGUCUCAUCCUUCUUUUGCCACUGGGCCAUAUAUUUUGUCUCAGGUCAGCCUGCUCCAGCGUAUUGWUGUGGAUGUAGACACCAAAAUAAGAGAUGUCAUGGGGAGCUAUGGAGAGGCCAGAGGAAACAAAUGAGAGCAAGAACUCAGGAAAGAGCAGCCAAGAGCCUCUGGAAAACCUAUGCUAAGCAGAGUGCUCUGGUGCAAGGUCAGCACGUGGCAUCUGAAGGAUUUACUCCCCUUAGGGAGCUGAAAUUUUG